This is a messenger RNA of Dentiscutata erythropus, 308 nucleotides long. The record is from the annotation of a GenBank genome assembly. NCBI's taxonomy places the organism in Eukaryota, Fungi, Glomeromycota, Glomeromycetes, Diversisporales, Gigasporaceae.
UAUCCAGAUUGUGCAAUAGGAACAAUUUCUAGGAAAGAUCUCGUUGGACCUAAGGGUAUUCCAUUAAUCGGAAAUUUAAUCUCUCUCUUAAGAAGAAAUACAUACGUUCAAUACGAACAAGAAUUGGCAAAUAAAUAUGGUUCACUUUUCACAAUUACAGUUUUACAACAUGGUCGAACUAUUGUCUCAAAUGAUACACAAACAAUAGAACAUGUUUUAAAAACGGAUUUUGAUGAGUAUGGAAAAAGUGAUGACUAUUACGAAAUAGGUUACGAUAUAUUUGGUGAUGGGAUAUUUUCGGUUGAUGG